This is a messenger RNA of Acomys russatus (golden spiny mouse), 990 nucleotides long. Its product is annotated as zinc finger and SCAN domain-containing protein 2-like. Gene Ontology annotation, molecular function: DNA-binding transcription factor activity; RNA polymerase II cis-regulatory region sequence-specific DNA binding. Gene Ontology annotation, biological process: regulation of transcription by RNA polymerase II. Bases 148 to 759 code for a protein of 203 amino acids. The record is from RefSeq and is a predicted model, not a curated record. The transcript is spliced from 2 exons. NCBI's taxonomy places the organism in Eukaryota, Metazoa, Chordata, Mammalia, Rodentia, Muridae.
CCACCAGCCAGGUUGUUGGCGAGUUAGACCUCCCAGCCUCACGGGGCUGCUGUGCGGCUGCGGAGAAGCUGGCGACUGCGGCGCUGCAGCAGAGGCAAAGGCUCCAGAGGCGGCGCCACGGGCAGGUGAUUGCAUCCGGAAGUGCCCAUGACAGAGCUGGUGUCCUCUAGGGGAGAGUCCCCUACAGGGGACUGGGAGGAGGGUCUGGGGGAGGAUCAAGGCCUGGUUAUCCACCACCCAGCAGAGGAACAGUCCCACCGCUGUCCACUGUGUGGGCAGACCUUCUCCCAGCAGCCCAGCCUGGUGAGGCACCAGAAGGCUCACGUUGGGGCAGGCCGUGCAGCUGCCUUCGUGUGUCCCGAGUGUGGCAAGGCCUUCAGCGUCAAACAUAACCUGGAGGUGCACCAGCGCACACACACAGGCGAGCGGCCCUUCCCCUGCCCCGAGUGUGGGCGCUGCUUCAGCCUCAAGCAGAACCUGCUCACGCACCAGCGCAUCCACAGCGGCGAGAAGCCACACCAGUGCGCACAGUGCGGUCGCUGCUUCCGCGAGCCACGCUUCCUGCUCAACCACCAGCGCACCCACACGCGCAUGCCCACUCCGCACCCACGCCGUCCGGGUGUCUUCGGGGAGCGGAGACCCUAUUUCUGCCCCCGCUGUGGCAAGAGCUUCGCGCGUGAGGGCUCGCUCAAGACCCACCAGCGAAGCCAUGGCCACGGGCCUGAGAGCCAGGCGACCCAUUUAAGCCACGUGCUAUGACCUGUGGGAGACCUGCCACCAUCAGCUGCCUCCAAUCCGGGAGACACAUCCAAGGGUGCUGAAUUGUGGUCCCUUCUCUGGAUGGGCUCCUGGAGAGGGGCAGGGCCAGACUGAGGUGUUAAAAGGCCUUGGGCUACCCCCUUUCUUUCCUUCCCCUGGACCCUUUGGCCAGCUGCAUGCAUCUGCUUUGGCCACCUGUGUUGGUUUGCCUCCUCAGGCUCCUGCUGCCUA